Messenger RNA from Dreissena polymorpha, 4759 nucleotides. RefSeq names its product heparanase-like. The transcript has 10 exons. Gene Ontology annotation, molecular function: hydrolase activity, acting on glycosyl bonds. Gene Ontology annotation, cellular component: extracellular matrix; membrane. The record is from RefSeq and is a predicted model, not a curated record. Lineage: Eukaryota; Metazoa; Mollusca; Bivalvia; Myida; Dreissenidae. The coding region runs from base 22 to 1629 and encodes 535 amino acids.
AACAGGAAAUAAAAAAAAACAAUGGGCAUCACGAGACACAUUUUGUUUGUUUUUAGUAUUUUUAAAGUUGUUGCAUCUGUUGAGAUCAGUUUGGACACUACACAAUUGAUUUUUAAUACAAGUGACAAGUUUCUAAGCGUUGCAAUCGAUUCUGGGAUUAUAAGACGCAACUGGGAGAAAUUUAAUCCCCGGUCUCCAUUAGUAAAGCUGCUGGCCUCUGCUCUGGGGCCAUGCUACUUGAGAAUGGGAGGAACAGACGCAGACUUUCUGAUCUUCAAAGAAAAAGAUGAUUCGCUAUCUUCUGCAAAGCCAAGUUAUCUGAAGUCUCAAUAUAAUAACAUCAGAGUGCAAGAUGCUAUAGAUAUAUAUAAAAACAACAGCACUCGUGUAAAACGAAGAAGUGGCCAUCUUGACCAAAAUGGACCAAACAUUAAUGACUUUGAUGUUGGAUAUGAUUACAAAAAAGAUCUUACAAAUUUCACAAUGACUGGCCAGUUUUUUGAUGAGGCUUAUGAGUUUGUGUCCUCUGUUGGAUGGGACUUCAUCUUUGACCUAAACCUCUUGCAGCGACAGAAUGAUAGGUGGGACCCCAGCAAUGCUAUGGAGCUUAUGAACUACACACUGAAACACGGAUACAAGAUGGCAGGCUGGGAACUGGGCAAUGAACCAAAUGCGUUCUACCACUUGAUCAAAUUCCGCUUAUUGCCAGACACGCUGGCGCAUGAUUAUGUGCGGUUGCAGCAAGUUCUUUCUGACUUUGACUUGUACAACAACAAUACUGUCAUCAUAGGCCCUUCAGUGACACAGUUAAAUAAAAAGAGUACAAACAUUUACUUUGAAAGUUUCUUGGAGUCCGGUGGUGGAGAUGUGGUCACUGCAGCCUCAUUUCACCAGUACUACAUUGAUGGCCGCACAGCCACUAUUGACCAGUUUUACGACCCUGAAGUUCUGAAUGUGCUGCAGUCUGAGCUAGCGACAGGGGUGACCCUGACACGUGCCGCCCACUGCAAGGCCCCAAUAUGGCUUGGAGAGACCAGCUCUGCAUGGGGAGGCGGGGCGGAGGGAUUGUCCGACAGAUAUGUUGCUGGCUUCAUGUGGCUGGAUAAGCUGGGGCUUGCUGCCAGUCUUGGUGUGGAUGUGGUGAUCAGGCAGAGCUUCUAUGGCGGCCAUUAUGCUCUCCUGGACCAGCUCACACUGGAACCCAACCCGGACUACUGGCUGUCUCUCCUGUACAAGACCCUCGUUGGGCGUGGGGUGGUCAGAGUGACAUCCCCCGAGUCCACAGGCAAGCUCAGGGUCUACGCACAUUGUACAAACACUGUUCGGUCCGGCUACCCAGCAGGCAGUGUUACAGUGUAUGUGUUGAACAUGGGCAGUGUGAGCUGUGACGUGUCAUUUGCAGACUUCCCUUCCAACUCUCCUGUGCAUGUAUACAUGAUGACUGCAGCAGAUGGAGACCUCACGUCUCAGUCAGUGCUGCUGAAUGGUGUGCCCCUGGAGGUGGCCGAGGGGCGGCUGCCUGACCUGCUGACCCCGGUGAAGACCACCAGGGCUGUCAGUGUCCCCGCCCUCACAUACGCUUUUAUCGUCCUCCCAGAUGCAGGCCUACAGAUGUGCGUUGGGGGAUAGACACCCGCUGGUGCAAUGCAAACUGGGAAGUGAUGGAGGGGAAUCAUGUCAUUCCUGUGGACUAAUACAAGUCAAUGCGUGUGAAGUUCUUAUGCUGGUUCGAGAUAAAAUGCAUUUACCAGUUCGUGUUAUGCAACUUGUAAAGACAUGUUAAAGUAUGCUGUUGUAUUUUACAUUCCCAUUAUGUCUAAUUUAUAAUACGUAGGUGCAAAAGUGUCAAUAUCCCUAAGCAAGGUUGUAUAUUGAUUGCUCUUUGCGUUUUUUCAAUUCUCUACUGUUCACAAAUGCUUUCUGCACUAACUAUUGACAUCACGUGACUCAAUAGAGGAGCUUUUAUUAACCAGGUUUUCCAAAGGAAAAAACUGCUUAUUAGAUUGGCGAAUGUUGGCGGGCGGGUGAGCGGGCUGGCAGGUGGGCUGGCGGAACAAGCUUGUCCGGGCCAUAACUUUGUCGUUUAUUGUGAGAUUUUAAAAUCAUUUGGCACAUUUGUUCACCAUCAUUAGACGGUGUGUUGCACGAAAGAAUUACGUCGAUAUCUCCAAGGUCAAGGUCACACUUUGAGUUCAAUGGUCAACAAUGGCCAUAAAUGAGCGUUUCUGGGUCAUAACUAUGUCAUUCAUUGUGCGAUUUUAAAAUUAUAUGGCACAUUUGUUCACCAUCAUUGGAUGGUGUGUCGUGCGAAAGAAUUAUGUCAAUAUCUCCAAGGUCAAGGUCACCACGACUAAAAAUAGAUUGAUUUUGAAACAAGGGGGGUAACUAUGAACUAUCAGUAACAAUGAAAAUUUUGAGUUUUCUCCCUUUAUCAGAUUUUUUUUCAAAUUGAAAUCAAGGUCGCCACGAGUAAAAAUAGAUUGAAUUUUACACAAGGGGGGUAACAAUGCACAUUUUGAAUUGUCUCCCUUUGUCAGACUUUUUUUCAAAUUGAAAACCUGGUUUUGUGACAAUUUUGUCCCUUGUUGAUUUGUUUUCAAUACAUAAUCUAGUCACUGACUUCUUUGCCAGAGGUUAUGCUCUGCUGUCAUUAUGCAACACAUUGAAGACUGUAUGCUCCACUAUAGAAUAUCAGUCUGAAAUAAUAUGGGAGGUGUAAAUAUAAGUAAUUAUUAACAUUGAAUGUAAAUAAAUAAUACAGAAAAUGUAGCAAAGCAUCUGGGAGUAGUACAAACAUUUAGCAGAAAUUAAAUAAAAAUAGAUGGUUUCAAUAAAAAUAUUGAAAGAAAAAUAUAUACAGAUGUUUUAUUCACAGAACUUAAGAAGGCUAUUUAUAUGUUAUAAAAUUACUCCACUUCUUAAGAUACCUUAGAAAAAUCUUAGAAUUGGCUUAGUUAUAUAUUAAUUUUUAUGUAAAUUAUUUUGAUGUUUUAUUUGAUUCGAAACUUGUGAACAAUGCCAUACAUAUGUGCAUAAAGACCUGUAAGGCUGAUUGUCUCGACUAAACAUUCUUAAGAUGCUAUAUGUUUGCCUUGAACUUAUUAUUAUUAGGGCGGUCAGUUUUUUUGUCAUGCAGUUGGAUUUCUUGUCCGUAACAGCUGUUUUGAUUUCUUGUUAGAACCAUGUCUUGAAACUAAAAGAUGUAUCAAUCUUAAACUUCACAGGUAGAUAGAUCUGAUUGCAGAAAAGUGGACUACACAGGGGAUAUAACUCUUUCUGUCAUAUUUUUGAGUUAUUGCCCUUUGUUUAUUUUAAUAUUUAAAUUUUGUUGAGACUAUAGCUCAAAAAUAAAAAGAGGUAUUAACUUGAAACUUUUUAUGUAGGUAGAUCUCAUUUAGGGGAUGUGCAGUGCAAAAGAAACAUAACGCUUGAUCCCAAGGAUUUUCGAUAUUGCCUUUUGUUAAUUCGUUCAUGUAUAUUUGUUCUGGAGCAUAUCUUAAGAACAAAAAGAGUUACUGAAUUUAAACUAAAUAGGUAGGUUUUGCAUGUUGAGAAGAUGUGCAGUGCAUAAGGGCAAUAAGUUUUGCUUUCCUAUUUUUAGAGUUAUUACCCUUUGUUAGUUUUUGUUAAUUUAAAUUGUGUACACAAAAAAUCUUGAAAAAUAAAACCGGUAUACACUUAAAUCUUGAAAAAUAAAACCGGUAUACACUUAAAAGGGAAUCAAUAGAUCUCUUUAUGGGUAUGUGGAGUCCAAAGAAUAAUAUAUCUUUUGCUCACCAAUUUUGUUAAUUUUAGUAUUUAAAUCUUGUCCGGAGCAAACCUAGAAAAUUUAAAAAAAUAGGUAAGUAGGUCUCAUUAUAGGCAUUGACAGUUUACAUGAACUAUAACCAUUGCUUCUAUAUGAACUAUAAUCAUUGCUUUUAUAUGAACUAUAACCAUUGCUUCUAUAUGAACUAUAACCAUUGCUUCUAUAUUUGUAUAGUUAAUGCCGUUUGUAAAUUUAAUGCAUGUAAAUUGUAAUUGUGUAAUUUCAUGGACGGUAUCAACUUCUCAUUUAUUACGUAUAUAGCUCUCAGUAAAGGAAAGAGCAGUGCUCCUUUCAUGAUUUGAUAGCAAUGGGACUUGAUGCGUAUCCUCAGUUCUUAAUUUUUUUCUGUCUAUGCCCUUGUGAAUAUUCAAGCUGCAGGACGCGUAUCCAUUAUGAUACAGGGUUUCAAGGUGAAACUUGAAAGAUAUGAAGCUGACAUUUUUGGAAAAUCAGUUCUUAAAAUUAAUUCGCCUAUGCCCUCUGACAAAGUGGUUUUGGUGGUGUAGACGAAUCCUGGAUUGCAUGACAAUAUUUGGGGAAAAACAACACAAUAAUUCCGUAAUACCAGCUAUUCUGAAACAUGUUUUAUACCAAUGAUAGCUUCAUUCAAAUAAUGAUGGUUGAUAUUGUUUGUGAAUUUGAAAGGCGUUUAAACUUGUCAGCCUUAUUUGUACGAACAGAUAAGUGUGUUUUUAUCAAAUUCUAGCUUAUUCCUAAAUACGUAUAUUUCAGGCUAAACAUUGACAGUUCUUGAUUAUGACAGUAUUAUAUAUUUUUAAAUGUGUAUUUCUGCACCAAACAUGUCAUCUACUUAUGUUAUCAAAAAAGUAUUUAUUGUUUUAAGCAGAAUCUCACUUCUUACAUUUACAUUUAUGUGCAAUUACUUGCACAGUGAAUGAUUGUGUAUUGUAACCCUUGCAAAAUAGUAGAAUACAAACGUUUACAAACAUA